Mya arenaria is the source of this 2843-nucleotide messenger RNA. RefSeq lists its product as uncharacterized. Lineage: Eukaryota; Metazoa; Mollusca; Bivalvia; Myida; Myidae. The coding region runs from base 70 to 2229 and encodes 719 amino acids. The record is from RefSeq and is a predicted model, not a curated record. The transcript has 18 exons.
CAGUGAGCUUGAGACAUACAUGACAUACAUGGCGGAAUAUUUCUCGUAAUUCUUAAAGAUCAUCUAGCCAUGGCUGCAAAGGAGAUUUUCUCGAUGGUGCUUUGCCUUCUGUUGGGCACUGCAUUAGUUGCAAGCCAGACAAUACAGCUGAGGGCCACGCAUACGUGUAGCGAAGAACCCAACAACUUGCUCCGCAUGGAUUUGCGCGUGCGUGACGACAAUGGUGUGGCCGUACGUCUGUCCGCAGUUAACAGCAUCAACGAGACGCAAGUGUGCAGCGUAUCGGGUAGCGGAAGUGAAACUAGCCCGUUUGUUGUGUUGUCCAAGGUCAACAAACUAACGGAUUCGGCGGUACAGAAUCGAUGCGGCAUGACAGCGGGAUCGAGUGGUAUCUACACGUGGCUGUUCAAGGCGUUUACAUACAACGAGGGUCAAACCGGAGUCUUCCAGCACUCGUUCCUACUGCGAGUCGUCUGUGACUCCUCCCAACGGGACGGCAACAUCGAAACCAUCAUCAACUUCGACGUCCCGAACCUACGGGUGAACGCGCUCAACCCAUCCGAUGUCACAGGCGUUGAUGCUGUGGCAGUGAACUCUUUGAUACAGUAUGAGGCCAUACUCUACCCGGAGUCCACCGUUGUGCCCAUUCUGGAGAACGCAGAGGGAUUCUGGCUGUACAACUGUUACUCUUCCACCAACCCCGGCAGGACACAAAAUAGAGAAUUGUUCAUCAAUUCAAACGGGUGUAGGGAACCAAAUGCCGCCUACGCUCCGUCCACUAACCCCGUCGCUGUCGCAACUUCCGGUGAUGCCCUGAAGGUGGUCGGCAACUAUGCCACCGCAACUGUGGUGGACGGCAAGAAGGUCAUAUACAUUGAUUGUCUCGUCGGCAUCUGCCUCCUACCUGAUGACUCCAUGUGUGAUAAUAGAUGCUCAGCCUUCGGAAACGGGGAAACCUUAAACGGUAAUCGAAUUAACACUGGCUCUACGUUCUCAACAUUAUUCACAGUACAAAAUCUGCAAGCACAGCUUCUCGUUCCGCUGGCGGAAGACGGCGCCACCGUGGUUAAGAGUGCGGACGUGAAUGACUUCAUCUCCCUCAGGGCAUACAACGCCCCUAACGGAAUUGACGCACCUGCAGCAAUACAGAAUGCCAAGGGGUUUUAUGCGUACAACUGUAUUUAUGCCGAAAAUGCUGGAUUUAACAAUGCCGUGCAAUUCAUCGACAACUUUGGGUGCGUGGUUCCGAACACAAAGCUAUCGGCGCUGUCGGGCUUUGAGUAUAAUCCAGUCUUGUCCGUGCCCUCUAGUGACGUUUACGUUCUAGACUCGGGCCGCAUUCUAAUUUCGAACGUGGGAAAUCUCCGUCUGUGGGCAAAGUGUCGCACGGGAAUUUGUACUGCCGUUGGCCAUAACUACUGCACUGUCGGGCGUUGUGGAAGCUCCAACAACAUACCUGGAGGUGCCCAAGAUCUGGGUGACCAGGGAUUGGACUUUACCCUGUCCAUAUUAGAUAUAAUAACGUCACCGGCAAUCGACAUCAACAUUAACAACGACAACGGAAAUGAUGUUGGUAACAACGGGUUGGUGACAGUGGGAGAUCGACUGGCACUUCAGUUGGUGAUAACGCCAAGAGGUCAAGGUGUGGGCUCCGGUGCAUUCAAUGGCGCCAAGGCAGCCUUCUUGUAUGACUGUACUAUCAAGAUCAACGGUGGUCCAGCCCAACCGGUCCUGGACGGGAAUGGGUGCCGCGACCCUAACUCACCGAUCACACUUAGUGACACGUGCAGGGACGCAACCAUGGUUCCGGGCGUGGAACCUUUCACGGUACAGUGUGGCACGUACGCCGCGCCAGAAGGAGACUCGGUAACCGACUGUAGAGUUGGCUAUUGCGACACCGAAGACAAUCCGUUCUGCGUUAAUAGAUGUCAAGCGGGCGUCAUCACUCCGGAAUAUGCUGAUAGCAUAUACAUGCCGGACGGUUUGAGCGCCUCGGCCGCCUUUGUUGCGGCUCCACGAACAACCACCACCAUUACUCCCGUACCGACGCAAGGACCCCGUACCGCUGAAAAAUCAAAGGAACUGAACGACAUUAUCAUGGCAGUGAGCGUGGUUGCCGGCCUUCUGCUGCUACUCGGUGUUCUUUUUGGAACCUUGUUUAUUGUGCGGCAACAGCGGAACCGCGCAAAGCGUUUGGACGACAGGAGGGACUACGAUUAUAGAGACUGAUUCAGAGAUUGUAUUUGUGUAAUACUCGUGGCGAUUUUUCGAUCAUUACUGUUGUAAUUUGAUUCUGUUUUUGAAAACCAAAUGUUAUAUAAAAAAGCAAGCCUUUAUAUGUGUGUUUUAAUUUAUUAUAAAAAGUACAAAUAAUUCAUUUUUAGAAGAUAGUAAAUUUUCCAAGAAAAAACGUAAUUUUGAAAUAAUUUGUGCUCAUGUAUUUUACAUACCUAUAAGUUUUAAACAUAUAUACAUGUAUAACAGUAUAGUAAUAAAUGGAAUGUCAUUUUUUAUUUGCGUUUUUCUUUGUUUCUAUUGUUUUACUGUUUUCAUGUCAGCUCCAUAUAAAUAAGUUAAGUAUAAGUUAUACCUUAAAAGUCAGUACAAAUGAGAGCAUGACUAACAUUACGAGUGACUGCGAAACACCUCAUGGACUUGAAUGGGUGGUCACUCGUACGUGUACAAGCUAGGGGAGGGCCGUUUUCUAAUGUUGUAAAAACUUGCGGCCCAACCCUUUUGCUUUUGACAAAGUAAAAUAUGUCAUGCUUUUCAUGUUACUUAGAUUUAUUUUUUGUCUGUUUUCUUUUGCAUGCAUUGUCAAAAAGUGUACAAUUAUGAAGCAA